AUGAAUCGAACAUAAUGCAAAUGCGAUGAGAAUCUCAAGAAGGACUUUGAAAACUGUUCUCAAUCUUUGGAAUGGCUGAAGAUCCAUUAUGACAUUAAAAAAUUAGAUAAUAUGCGAAACGAUUACUAAUAAUUAUGUAAAAUAGAGAUUGCCGAUUAAUAGUAAUGGAUAACUAAACAACGUAAGUAAAUAGAAAGGGACUUGAUGAGAACAUUUCCGAAUGAACCAUUCUUUUAAUAAAAGCAAGGAAAGGAGGCUUUGCAAAGAUUACUCUAUACUAUUGCAAUUUAUGACAUGGGUGUUGGAUAUGUGCAGGGAAUGAAUUUCUUGGCAGGCGCUCUCCUAUAUCAUAGCGAAGAAUGCGUAGCCUUCUGGAAUUAUGUGACAUUAUAUGAGCGAUUAUAGUUGAGAGACAUUUAUUUGGAGAGUAGUCUAUAAUCAUAAGAUAGACCUUCCUGGGUUAUCAAAGCACAUAUAAAUAGUGUAAUUGUUAUGUAUGAGCCAACAAAGAAAACUCUAUGA
Messenger RNA from Paramecium tetraurelia, 522 nucleotides. RefSeq lists its product as uncharacterized. Lineage: Eukaryota; Ciliophora; Oligohymenophorea; Peniculida; Parameciidae. The record is from RefSeq and is a predicted model, not a curated record. The transcript has a single exon.